AUGCGGUAUUUGCCUCGAGAUUACCAGUGUCUCCCGCCGAUCCAGAAUGCUCACUACGGCGUGCAUGCUCUUCCCCCUUCCAUCCCUCCAGAACGUCGACGGCCCCGCCAUCCCUGA
Molecule: messenger RNA, 117 nt
Organism: Chondrus crispus (carragheen)
Lineage: Eukaryota; Rhodophyta; Florideophyceae; Gigartinales; Gigartinaceae
Exons: 1
Coding region: 1-117 (38 amino acids)
Source: RefSeq, a predicted model, not a curated record